Molecule: messenger RNA, 1879 nt
Organism: Pan troglodytes (chimpanzee)
Lineage: Eukaryota; Metazoa; Chordata; Mammalia; Primates; Hominidae
Gene: HES7
Product: hes family bHLH transcription factor 7
Exons: 4
Coding region: 104-901 (265 amino acids)
Biological process (GO): regulation of DNA-templated transcription
Molecular function (GO): DNA binding; protein dimerization activity
Source: RefSeq, a predicted model, not a curated record
CUCACUUCCCACACUCCCAGGCCAGUUUCUCUCCUUCCCCUCCCCCCUUCACUCCUCCUCUUUCCGGGAGCCUCGUGCCGGGUCCUAGAGGGGCAGAAUCUGGAUGUCGAAGGGGGCGGGGUCGGGUCCUAUCCCUCCUACCCUUGGGCCGCGGAAUAUAAGGCUCCAGGCGAGCAGGGAUCCGGUCCACACAGGGUCCGGAGGAGCAAUGGUCACCCGGGAUCGAGCUGAGAAUAGGGACGGCCCCAAGAUGCUCAAGCCGCUUGUGGAGAAGCGGCGCCGGGACCGCAUCAACCGCAGCCUGGAAGAGCUGAGGCUGCUGCUGCUGGAGCGGACCCGGGACCAGAACCUCCGGAACCCGAAGCUGGAGAAAGCCGAGAUACUGGAGUUCGCCGUGGGCUACUUGAGGGAGCGAAGCCGGGUGGAGCCCCCGGCCGCCGCGGCUCCAGGGGUUUCCCGGUCCCCAGUCCAGGACGCCGAGGCGCUCGCCAGCUGCUACUUGUCCGGUUUCCGCGAGUGCCUGCUUCGCUUGGCGGCCUUCGCGCAUGACGCCAGCCCGGCCGCCCGCGCCCAGCUCUUCUCCGCGCUGCACGGCUACCUGCGCCCCAAACCGCCCCGGCCCAAGCCGGUAGAUCCGAGGCCUCCAGCGCCGCGCCCAUCCCUGGACCCCGCCGCACCGGCCCUUGGCCCCGCGCUGCACCAGCGCCCCCCAGUGCACCAGGGCCCCCCUAGCCCGCGCUGCGCAUGGUCCCCAACCCUCUGCUCCCCGCGCGCCGGGGAUUCUGGCGCGCCGGCGCCCCUCACCGGACUGCUGCCGCCGCCACCGCCGCCUCACAGACAAGACGGGGCGCCCAAGGCCCCGCUGCCCCCGCCGCCCGCUUUCUGGAGACCUUGGCCCUGAGCCUUGGGGGGUGGUGGGGGCGGGGUCUAGGGGUGGGGUAGAGACUCCAGCCCGAGGGCAGCAGAGGGACCCGGGCGUCCGGGCGAGCAGGUGUUGGGGAGGGCGGUGGGGCGCGCGGGCUCAGCGCGCGGGUGAGAUGUGGUCUAUAUUAGAGUAUCUAUAUAAAUAUAUAUUUCCCUGGUUCCUGUCCCUUUUCCCUGCCCCAACUUCUCCCUUGCGUCUAGGAUUGUACCCUCUCUGCCCCUCAGCCCAGUCCCAGUCCCUUCCCGAGUCCCUAGUGCAUGGAAUAAAGUGGUUAUUAAAUCCCCGUGUGUCCCCGAGCCAGGGGCCUGCCUUUAUCUCGACGUCCACGCCCACUUUCCCUUCCCUUCUGUCUCCCACCCUCAGUCCUGCUCUCCAUGGCCCAAGCCCCGGGGCAGACAGGUAAGUAAAGAAGAGAGCAGAGCGGGAACUGAGAUCGAAAUUGAAACCAGGUGGGAAGAGAGAGAUAGGGUAGGGGGAGAAGGGAUGGGGGCCUUUAAGAAAAAAACGGAUAAAAAGGAAAAAUUGAAAUAAAAUCGACUCUGGUGGGAUUCGAACCCACAACCUUUGAAUUGCUCUUUCGUCACUAGAAGUCCAAUGCGCUAUCCAUUGCGCCACAGAGCCACCCGGCGAGCGGCGGCGUCUUGUAGCUUACGGGUACUAGAGUGGGAAUGGGGCAGGGUUGGGGAGUGGGGCCAAGGGACUUGGGCGGGACAUGCCAGGAGGGCGCGGUUUGGAUCUCAGAGGCCAAGCCAGGUAGAGGUAGCGGGCGCAAAGCAUGUUAGCCAGGUGAGAGAGAGGGCGCACAUGGGUCUAAAAAACAGGGAGGGAGAGCAACCGAAAAUGGCUGAGCGAGCGAGUGCAGAGCUCCGGCUGCCCGCUUGGGGGGUGUUUCCGGCUCAGGCGCUCCCCACUCCCAGAUAUAGUCCCACCCAAAUAAACUAGUUUUGUUGUAAA